AUGCAUCAUUAUUUCGCUCGCAAUCCUUCGGAAUGGAGUAUUGAGGGCUUUCUAAAGAAUUGUGAAGAACAGAAAACUAUAAGAGCGAGGAUAGGAGUUUACAUUGCAUGUUUGAAUAAAAUCGUUAACGAUGAGAAUGAGGAAAUACCGAGGCGUGAGAAAGCACAAAAGUUGCUCAAUAAAUAUCAAACGGGCGAUAAAGCUGACCGAAAAAUUGCUAUGAAUUGGGAAUUGGGCCGUGAAUCACAGAAAAUACCAUCGAUUAACAUUAACAAUACAAUUUCAGGAGGUACAUUUUCGGGAUGUGCUCAAACAAUUGGGACUAUUGAUAGCAGUAUUUUCUCUGCGAAAAGAUAUUAUGAAGAAGAGGACAAUUAUGAAGAAGAGCAAGAACAAACAAAGCGAGUUCGGUUUGAUGAGGAAAAGUCAAAAGAGAAAUUAUCAUUAGGAAAAAAAGGGGGAUACUUUGCAGAUGGAACAAAAAUCAAGAAAUCGGCUCCUUUAAACCUUCUUCCAUCAGAUGAUGAUUAUUCCUCCGAAGAGCACGAUAGUGAGGAUAACGAACAAGAUGACGACGAAGAUGCCCCAUCUUCAGAAGAAACUCUCAAUUCUGUACUUAGUCAAAAAAAAUGGAUCCUGCCCUCUGGCGAAAAUGUUGGUGAUGUUAUUGCCAGAAACGUAUCUGCAAAUGCAAAGGCAAUUCAAAAGAAGAAAAAAACAUCAGCCAUUGAAAGAGCCACACUACGUUACGGAUCGUCGCGAAUAAUUGAUUUGUCAACAAAUAUGAAGGAUUGGUUCUCCGUAGAUGAUAGGAAGUUCAUGAUUAAAAAUCAUAAUGCUAUGUUGCAAGUUCCUGCCAUGGAAAAUGAGGAAAGUUCAUUUGUUACUACAGUUGAAAAUAUGAUAUGUGAAGAAAAAGCAAAUGAGGCGUAUAAAUUUUGUUUUAAAACGCACUUUAAUUCUGAAGAGAACAGCUUCAUGUACAAACUUAGUAAAAUAUAUUGCGACUUUAUUUAUAGAUGCAAAGACCAGACAGAUAUGCUGGAUCACGGACACACAGAAAUCGAUGUAAUUCUGAAGACCUGUUCGUAUAUCAUUGAAGGGUUGAACAAAGGUCUUGUAAUACGUGAAAGAUGGGGUGAGUCUUUUUGCCCAUUAACUCGAAGUAUAGAAUAUAAUAAGGGUCGCAAAUGUGAUGUACGCUUCUUAUCAACAUUAGGAGCAGAUAUAGGAGAGUGGGAGUUCGCGUCAAAUUUCACUGCACAAAAAGCGAUUGGUGACCGUUGCCGAUCUGCACGGAUAAAUCAGUCUAUUUUAAACGGUUUGUUAAAUCGCAACCUGAAUGAUGAACAAGCCAAAAAAAUCAAUGUUCCUUUUUUGCAGGUUGCCGGCACAAGCGCUCAAAUGUUGGUCGAAGAUUUAGUUGAGGGUUUUUACGUUGUCUUUCCCGGACCAACAUUCGAAUUUCCAACAAAACUGCAACAUAUCGAAAAUCUAAAAUCGGCUGUUAAUAUUAUCAAGUUUGUUAUGGAUAAGUAUAACCAAAUAAACAAGAUAGUGGAAAGUAAAGUAAGAACACAUAAUGCGUUUGAUGAUAUUUUCAGCAACAACAAUGAUCUUAGUAUUAGCAAAUAUGUUCAUUGUAAAUCCAAAUAUAUUUGUGAACCAUGGUGGACCCCGAAAA
Messenger RNA from Funneliformis geosporum, 1684 nucleotides. Lineage: Eukaryota; Fungi; Glomeromycota; Glomeromycetes; Glomerales; Glomeraceae. The record is from the annotation of a GenBank genome assembly.